AGUCAUUAUUGAGUCAAAUAUAAAUCUGCCCGGCGCCACCAAGCUUUAGACUGCUUCGCUUCCUCUUGAAGAAAGAAGUUCACUGCUGCAAUCAGAAAAAUUGGUUGGAUCUUCAGAGGAGCACAAUGGGGAAACUUAUCACAGCACUGGGCGUUCUGCUCGUUUUACACAUCGCCUCAUCCAAUAAACUGGUGUGCCACAUGACCAACUGGGCCCAGUACAGGCCCAGCAGUGCCAAAUUCACCGCGGACAACAUUGACCCCUUCCUGUGCACACACGUCAUCUACGCUCUGGCCUCCAUCAACAGCUUCAACCAGAUCAGCCCAGUCGAGUGGAACGAUGAGCAGCAGUUCAGCAGGCUCAACAACCUCAAGAAUGUUAAUCCUGCUCUGAAGACUCUGCUGUCUGUCGGAGGAACAGUCAAUGGAAUCAGCCCGUUCAUCGGCGUGGUUGCCAGACCAGAGGGCCGUGCAGCCUUCAUCAGGUCAGCCAUCAGCUACCUCCGCACCCAUAACUUUGACGGGCUGAACUUGGCCUGGGAGUAUCCAGGACAGAACGGCAGCCCAAGCAGUGACAAGGAGAGGUUCACUCUGCUGGUCACGGAACUUUCCAAGGCUUUUGAGGACGAUGCCAAGGACAACAGGAAGACUCAGCUGCUGCUAUCAGCCAACGUGGCUUCUUUCCGUUCCACCAUCGACAGAGCCUACGAGGUCGAAAAGAUUGCACAUCCCCUUGACUUCAUCAAUGUCAUGACCUAUGACUACCAUGGACACUGGGAGGGAGUUACUGGACAGAACAGCCCACUGUACCGCAGUUCUGUGGACUCCGGCUCACACGUUCAUCACAACAUCAACUCUUCCAUAUCCCACUGGCUGGCUCUGGGAGCACCAUCCGAGAAGUUGCUGCUGGGUUUCCCCACCUACGGACGAACCUACCGCCUUACCACCGGUGCUUCCGGCCUAGGAGCACCGUCUAAUGGUCCCGCAGAUGCCGGACCCUACACUCGCACUGCCGGCUUCUGGUCCUUCUAUGAGAUCUGUAACUUCGACUCCGGUGCUAUUGUUGAAUGGAUCCCUGAACAGGAGGUUCCUUAUGCCACCUAUGGAAGCUCCUGGGUGGGUUAUGAUGACAAGCGCAGCUAUUCUUCCAAGGUCCAGUGGAUGACUAACAACAACCUGGGAGGUGCCCAUGUGUGGACUCUGGACAUGGAUGACUUUGGUGGAUACUUCUGUGCAGAUGGAACUUAUCCUCUCAUCAACCACCUCAGGAUGUCAAUGGGCUUCGCCCCAAAGCCCACCACCACCAAAGCCCCCACCACCACCCGGGACCCCGUUGCAGAAUUCUGCAGUGGCCGCCCCAAUGGCCUGUAUGAGAACGUGUCUGACAAGACCACCUACUUCCAGUGCUUCCAGGGAAACACGUACCUGCAACGGUGCCAGUCCGGCCUCAUCUACUGGGACUCCUGCAAGUGCUGCAACUGGCCCUGAGCCACAGACUGAACUACGAGCACACACCAAGUCCCUGAAUGUCCAGCCUCGUAAUGCUGGGCUACAACGGGAACCAAACUUAACCAAUAAAGAAAUUGCUCUUUGCAGUUAGCUCACUGCUUUCUUCAAACAAAUUAAACAAAAUCUACUAACCCAAUGAAUGAUAUGACAUUUUGAAAUGUAUACUGCUUCCCUACAUUAUUCCUUAAUUUGAUGAUUUGUGUCGACUCUGCAAUUACACACACACCUGUGUUAUAUUCUACUAUAUGUCUCUCCACAGACUUUGUAACAAUGGGUGGAUUAUGAAUAAAGUGUCUGUAAGGGCUGUGUUGAAAA
This is a messenger RNA of Cyclopterus lumpus (lumpfish), 1823 nucleotides long. RefSeq names its product chitinase, acidic.1 (gene chia.1). Bases 126 to 1487 code for a protein of 453 amino acids. Gene Ontology annotation, molecular function: chitin binding; chitinase activity. Gene Ontology annotation, cellular component: extracellular region. The transcript is spliced from 12 exons. Lineage: Eukaryota; Metazoa; Chordata; Actinopteri; Perciformes; Cyclopteridae. Gene Ontology annotation, biological process: chitin catabolic process; carbohydrate metabolic process. The record is from RefSeq and is a predicted model, not a curated record.